UUCUGACUUGGAGUCUGGGUCUUACAGCACACCUUCCCUUUUGAGUCAGUGUUAAGAGAUUCCUUUCAAAACCUGUGACGGGGAGGAAGCCAGAAAAUCCACCGCAACACCAGUUCUACGGGAAGCCUGUUGCCUCUACCUGGCUGCCUGGAGGAAGAGGGAGGCUGCUCCUCAGGUCAGAAGGGCUGCGAGGCCCCCACCCCAGGACCCCUGUCUUCCUCCUGAUGUCUCUCAUCUCCCAUUGUUCCUUCUCUGCUUUUUUUGUAGAGUGGCUUCCUCUGUGGUCUGUGCGGUCUAGCUUUCAAAUCGCAAUACUUCUAUCUAACCCCCGAAAAAUAUCUUCUGAGUGUUUUGGCCAGAAAGAGGGAGCACUGCUGUCUCUCCUCAUCUUAGGUCUAAGGAUAGAAUCACAGAUCAUCCCCCCAAAAAGGGAUUCCUUGUGAUUUUUCAUAACACACCUUUUUUUCUCUGAACAAGCUAUUUUAAUCAUUCCUGUUUUUUCUUGUUAGAAAGUUCAUCCUUAUUUGUAUCCUAAAUUGUUCAAACAGAUCUAUUCCUGUCCCCCCUCUCCCCCCUGAUUUUUUUUUAAUGAGUGAGUUCUCAUGAGGAGCAGAUUCAGAGCUUUUCAAAUCCUCAAAGUCUCUCUUAUUGAGUCUCUCUUCUAUUUCUCUAGACUUAGCCUGUUUAAACUUUAGAUUGAGAGUGUCUGUAAGAAUUUUCAUUCCCAGUUUUCUUUUGAGAUCAGAUAGAAGGGAUUUCAACUUUGAAUUGUUGGUUCCUGAUCUCCCUCCAUAUUAACAAACACUGUCUGCAUCCAGUGUGUUCCAAGGGUACUCCAUGCACUUCAGUAACGGUUGUGGGGGGAGGCCUGGAGAGACACGGAUAAGAUAGAACCUCCCCACCACCAGGGAGCUUCCCGGGGAGCAUAUUUGAUCACAGAAAAUGUUAUAUCAUAUGAGCAUUCGUUAGUAAUGAUAAUAAAAUAAAAGCAAAGCCAGUAGGGUUUGCACCCUGUACCUGCCAGGAAGCUACUUAAUUUCUUUGUGUUUUAGUUUCCCUGCCUAUAAAGCGGGGAGCCUAACAUAACCUGUUGCAACGAUUCAAUGAGUUAAAGUAUGUAAAAUGUUUGCAAUAUAGGAUGGCCCACAGGAAUUGCUUCAUAAGUGCUAGCUAUUAAAAGCAGUGACAUUUUCCCCCCACAGUAGUAAUUUUGUCUAACAAAAGCAAUACACUAAGCAUUUGUUGGAAAGAUUUCCCAAGAAACAAUGCUGAAGAAAGAUUCCUGGAGCCCAGGAGAUAUUUUGUCUUAGUCCUGCCUUGAAAGUGUAAUGCUCACUGAGCAAGGGGGUGCUGAAGGGGAAGCUCCUUAACUCAGGUGGGACAAGGUUGCCCGGUGGGAUUGGACAUGGUCACAGUCUUCAUCUUGGAAGUCUGUCUUGUGCAAGAGGACUAAUAUAUUCUUUAUUGCCCCAAAAGUCAGAACUAAGACCAGUAAAAAUCUUCUAAGGCUUGUGCUGUCUUAAAUAAAAUGGUCUGAAGAAGUAAGUUGCCUGUCACUAACGGUCUUCAGGUAGAAGUGGGAUAAACUGGGCUGUGUCUGAGAUCUGGACACUAAGCCCAGUGCAGUCCAUAAUGGGAACCUAAUUAUGUAGCCACAUUUAAAAAGUAAAAGGAAACAGGUGGCACUGACUUGGUAAAUAUAUUUUAUUUAACCCAGUAUAUCCAAAUUUUAUUGGUCAACAUUAAUCAGUAUAAAACUUACUGGGAUAGUUUUAUAUUCAGUUUUAAUAACUUAACUCUUCAAAAUCCAUUAUGUGUUUUAUACUUACAGACCAUCUCAAUUCAGAAUGGUUUCAUUUCAAGUGCAGUAUGCCCAGGGGGCUAAUAGCUACCACAUUGGGCAACACAGACACAGCCCCUGAUUUUCCCUAAGCCGACUCUUAAUGCCUUUGGGCAAAAGUGUUUCUCAAUUGGCAUAGGAACUUUUCCCUCCUUGAGACAGCAGGAUGCCUUACUCUGAUGGAUGUCUUCCUCUUCAUAGGCAUAAAUAUGGGAGAAGCAGGGGGGUCCUGAAGAUCUGUUUAGUUAUAGAAUAAGAAACAAACAAAACAUGGGUAAAAGAGUCCCUUCCAGAUUUUUUUUUUAACUUGAGAGCCUCUAAUUAUUUCUCUUUUUCAGAGCACUGCUUAGUUAGCAACAGAAUAAAGGAUAUAUGAAUUCUCCAGUCUUCCUCUCUUGGCUCCUACUGAAUAAGAAACCCACAGAAAGAUCUCCCUACUUCCUGUGACUAAUUUGUUUUCAACCCAGAACCCUUUCUCUCACUUUCCUGAGAGCACCCCACAUCACCAGCACUAUGAACAUGGCAUACCCUGAGGGGCCCAGGAGGCCCACCUAGCAGGGAGAUGCUCUCCCCUCUUGCUCCUCUCCUUCCCUGACUAUCUCUGGCUAUCUUCUUAGCAGGAAGAAUUGCAUUUAGCACCAAUAUUUAAACCUCAGAGUAGAGAUAUGGGGAGUGCUGCUUAGACACAGAGUUUGGACCCCAGCAGAGAAGUGUAGCUGGAAAUGAGACUGGCUCACAGGCAAUGUGUUUCGGUAAACUUAGCAAUUGGUUCUCAGAAGAAAAAAAGCUGAUUUGUGGCAUUUUCUGAUUUCUGUGGUGUACACUUCCACCAUAGGUGACUUAAAGCUGCCAAUGUGAUGCUUCUGGAGAGAGAUUGGGAAGAGAUGCCUGCAAUCAGCUUGCACUAGCAGGGGAAAGUAUAAAAGAAAUAUGGUAAAUUUGGUAUCUAGCACAGUCCCAAGCUGCAGCCAAUCUCCUUGUUUUAUAGACACUAGGCAAUUUUUAAUAUAUAAUGAAGACCACAAGCGCUGUGUGGAAGCAUUAAGUCCGAGUGCAGUCCAAACGGCAGCUUGCAACCAGGGCAAUGAAGCACAGAAAUUCCGAUGGGUGUCUGAAUCCCAGAUUAUGAGUGUUGCAUUUAAAUUAUGCUUGGGGGUGCCAUCCAAAACUGAUUGGGUUGCUAUCACUCUGUAUGCCUGUGACUCGAAGAGCGAAUUUCAGAAAUGGGAGUGCAAGAAUGACACCCUAUUGGGGAUCAGAGGAGAAGAUUUAUUUUUUAACUAUGGCAACAGACAAGAAAAGAAUAUUAUGCUUUACAAGGGAUCAGGUUUAUGGAGCCGAUGGAAAAUCUAUGGAACCACAGAUGAUUUAUGCUCUAGAGGUUAUGAAGCCAUGUACACCCUCCUGGGCAAUGCAAACGGAGCAACGUGUGUAUUUCCAUUCAAGUUUGAGGACAAGUGGUAUGCAGACUGCACAAGUGCUGGGCGGUCAGAUGGAUGGCUCUGGUGUGGAACCACUAGAGAUUAUGAUGCGGAUAAGCUAUUUGGAUAUUGUCCAUUGAAAUUUGAGGGCAGUGAAAGCUUAUGGAAUAAAGAUCCAUUGACUGGCAUUUCCUACCAGAUAAACUCCAAAUCUGCUUUAACUUGGCACCAGGCGAGAAGGAGCUGCCAGCAACAGAAUGCUGAACUCUUGAGCAUCACAGAGCUACAUGAGCAAACCUACCUGACAGGACUCACCAGUUCCUUGACUUCUGGACUCUGGAUUGGACUUAACAGUCUGAGUUUCAGCAGCGGGUGGCAGUGGAGUGGUGGCAGUCCAUUCCGAUAUUUGAACUGGUUACCAGGUAGGGGAAGUCCAUCAGCAGAACCUGGAAAAAGCUGUGUGUCACUCAAUCCAGGGAAAAACGCAAAAUGGGAAAAUCUGGAAUGUGUUCAGAAACUAGGCUAUAUUUGUAAAAGAGGCAACACAACUUUGAAUUCUUUUAUUAUUCCCUCAGAAAGUGGUGUGCCUACUAACUGUCCAAGUCAGUGGUGGCCAUAUGCAGGUCACUGUUACAAGAUUCACAGAGAAGAGAAGAAAAUCCAAAGGGAAGCCUUGAUUGCUUGUAGGAAGGAAGGUGGUGACCUAGCAAGUAUCCAUAGCAUUGAGGAAUUUGACUUUAUCAUCUCCCAGCUAGGAUACGAGCCAAAUGAUGAGUUAUGGAUUGGCUUAAAUGACAUUAAGAUUCAAAUGUAUUUUGAAUGGAGUGAUGGGACUCCUGUAACAUAUACCAAAUGGCUCCGUGGAGAACCAAGCCAUGAAAACAACAGGCAGGAGGACUGUGCUGUGAUGAAGGGCAAGGAUGGGUACUGGGCAGAUCGGGCCUGUGAGCAACCCCUUGGCUAUAUCUGUAAAAUGAAAUCACAAACUCAAGCUCCAGAAACCGUGCAUGUUGAAACAGGCUGCCGGAAAGGCUGGAAGAGACAUGGCUUCUUCUGCUAUUUGAUUGGAAACAAACUUUCAACAUUUACAGAAGCAAAUCAAACCUGUGGAAAUGAAGAGGCUUAUCUAACAACUAUUGAAGACCGAUAUGAACAAGCCUUUCUGACUAGUUUGGUUGGAUUGAGGCCUGAAAGGUAUUUUUGGACAGGACUUUCAGAUGUACAAAACAAGGGAACCUUUCAAUGGACUGUUGAGGAAGAGGUUCUAUUCACCCACUGGAAUUCAGACAUGCCGGGGCGAAAAGCAGGGUGUGUUGCCAUGAGAACUGGGAUUGCAGGGGGCUUGUGGGAUGUUCUGAGAUGUGAAGAGAAAGCAAAAUUUGUGUGUAAGCACUGGGCAGAAGGAGUGACUCAUCCCCCAGAGCCCACGACGACUCCUGAGCCCAAGUGUCCAGAGGAUUGGGGCAGCAGUAAAACAAACUUGUGUUUCAAGCUGUUUGCAAAAGGAAAACAUGAGAAGAAAACAUGGUUUGAAUCUCGAGAUUUUUGUAGAGCUCUGGGUGGUGAUCUAGCUAGUAUCAAUAACAAAGAUGAACAGCAAACAAUAUGGCGGUUAGUGACGGCUAGUGGAAGUUACCAUGAACUAUUUUGGUUGGGACUGACAUAUGGAAGUCCUUCAGAGGGCUUUGCUUGGAGUGAUGGUUCUCCUGUUUCAUAUGAAAAUUGGGCUUAUGGAGAACCUAAUAAUUAUCAAAAUGUUGAAUACUGUGGUGAGUUGAAAGGUGACCCUGGUAUGUCCUGGAAUGAUAUUAACUGUGAACAUCUGAAUAAUUGGAUUUGCCAGAUACAAAAAGGACAAACACCAAAACCUGAACCAACACCAGCUCCUCAAGACAAUCCACCAGUCACUGAAGAUGGGUGGGUUAUUUACAAAGACUACCAGUACUAUUUUAGCAAAGAGAAGGAAACCAUGGACAAUGCACGAGAAUUUUGCAAGAGGAACUUUGGUGAUCUUGUUUCUAUUCAAAGUGAAAGUGAAAAGAAGUUUCUAUGGAAAUAUGUAAACAGGCAUGAUGCACAGCCGGCAUAUUUUAUUGGCUUGUUGAUCAGCUUGGAUAAAAAGUUUGUUUGGAUGGAUGGAAGCAAAGUGGAUUAUGUGGCUUGGGCCACAGGUGAACCUAAUUUUGCAAACGACGAUGAAAAUUGUGUAACCAUGUAUUCAAAUUCAGGGUUUUGGAAUGACAUUAAUUGUGGUUAUCCAAACACCUUCAUCUGCCAGAGGCAUAACAGCAGCAUCAACACCACGACUGUUCCUACCAUGUCCCCCACCCCAGGAGGUUGCAAAGAAGGUUGGAAUUUUUACAGUAACAAGUGUUUCAAAAUACUUGGAUUUGUUGAAGAAGAAAGAAAAAAUUGGCAAGAGGCACGAAAAGCUUGCAUAGGAUUUGGGGGAAAUCUGGUAUCCAUACGCAAUGAAAAAGAACAAGCCUUUCUUACCUAUCACAUGAAGGACUCUACUUUUAAUGCCUGGACUGGGCUGAAUGAUGUGAAUUCAGAACAUACAUUCCUUUGGACGGAUGGACGAGGAGUUCAUUAUACAAACUGGGGGAAAGGUUACCCUGGCGGAAGAAGGAGCAGUCUUUCCUAUGAAGACGUUGACUGUGUUGUUGUUAUUGGAGGGAAAUCAAAGGAUGCAGGAAAAUGGAUGGAUGACACCUGUGACAGUAAGCGGGGCUACAUAUGCCAGACACUUCCUGACUCUUCCUUGCCUAAUUCUCCAGCAACAGUUCCAACAGAUGGCUUUAUUAAAUAUGGUGAAAGUAGCUAUUCCCUCAUGAAAUUAAAAUUACAAUGGUAUGAAGCAGAGGAUUAUUGCAAGCUUCACGCUUCCCUUAUUGCUAGCAUUCUAGAUCCCUAUAGUAAUGCAUUUGCAUGGAUGCAAAUGCAAGCAGUCAAUGAACCUGUGUGGAUCGCUCUGAACAGUAAUUUGACCAAUAAUGAAUAUGUUUGGACUGAUAAAUGGAGGGUGAGGUACACUAAUUGGGCGGCUGAUGAGCCCAAAGUGAAAUCAGCAUGCGUUUAUCUGGACCUUGAUGGCUACUGGAAGACAGCACAAUGCAAUGAAAGUUUCUAUUUUCUCUGUAAAAGAUCAAAUGAAAUCCCAGCCACUGAACCUCCACAACUGCCUGGCAAAUGCCCAGAGACAGAACACACAGCCUGGAUUCCUUUCCAUGGCCACUGUUACUAUAUUGAGUCUUCAUAUACACGAAACUGGGGCCAAGCUUCUCUGGAAUGUCUCCGAAUGGAUUCCUCUUUGGUUUCCAUCGAAAGUGCUGCUGAAUCAAGUUUUCUGUCAUAUCGAGUUGAGCCACUUCAAAGCAAAGCCAAUUUUUGGAUAGGAUUGUACAGAAAUGUUGAAGGGAAGUGGCUAUGGAUAAACAACAAUCCACUCUCCUUUGUCAACUGGAACACAGGGGAUCCCUCUGGUGAAAGAAAUGAUUGUGUAGUUUUAUAUGCAUCUUCUGGAUUUUGGAAUAAUAUUCACUGUUCUUCCUACAAAGGAUAUAUUUGUAAAAGACCAAAAAUUGUUGAUGUUGAACCUACACAGACAUUAAUUACAACAAAAGCCAACUCAAGGAAGAUGGACCCUCACAAACCAUCUUCCAGCAUGGCAGGAAUAGUGGUCAUUGUGAUCCUCCUGAUUGUGACUGGCGCUGGCCUUGCUGCAUAUUUCUUUUAUAAGAAAAGACGUGUGCACUUAUUUGGAGAGAGCACUUUUGAAAACACUCUCUAUUUUAAUAGUCGAUCAACUCCAGGAACUAGUGAUACCAAAGAUCUCAUGGACAACAUUGAACAGAAUGAACAUGCGGUCAUCUAGGAUUAUAAUGUGAUUUAGAUAUAUUUGAAUUUCAUAAAAUUAAAACUAAAAUGUUAAGGCCUUUAAUUCAAUGAAAUUGUUUCCUUUAGAAUUAGUACUAUAUUGCACUGGCCUGUCCUUUUUCUUUGCCUAAUUGAAGACAUAAUUGCUCAUUUUCAAGCCUGGAGAGAUAUUUUCACAAAAGAGGGAUAACAAUAUGGAUUACCACUUUAAAAAAUAUCUUAGGUGAAUACACAGCACAAUAAUACCAAUAUUUAAGUAUCACUGGUGGUAACUAGUGUAAAUUGCAUGCAGAUCAUAAGACCUCUAAACACCUAAACUUCCUGAAAUGGUUUACAAAGAUUUCAAAGAAAGGUUAUUUAUUGAAAUGCAAUUCAAUAAUUAGAAGAUCAUUUAAAAAAAACAAGUGCAAAUAACAUCAGUGGAAUAAAAAUUUAGUCACUUUUCUUUUUUUACCAAUCUUGAUUUUCACUCCAAUUAUUUAGAAUUGUAUUUGUACACGUGCAGAAAGGAUGAGGCAGCUGAGAGUCUUAUUUCCCCCCAAGAGGGGUUUUCCUGGCUGAAUAUUACAAAUACGUCCUUUGUCCUGUUAUAUGUAUAUCAGGAGUGCAAAGAUGUGAAAUAAAAAUGUAAAUUUGCAUAACUGGAUGUACUUAGAUAAUGUGAAAUAAACAUCAAAAACAAGGACUAUUUUUAAUAGAUUUGUAUUUUGGUGAUCUUAGUAAAUUUAAACUGUCUUUUAAAUACAAUUUAUUUAUCCAGUAAUAUUUAACUUUACUCUGAAAAAUAAACAAUAUUAUUAGUAGA
Molecule: messenger RNA, 7945 nt
Organism: Manis pentadactyla (Chinese pangolin)
Lineage: Eukaryota; Metazoa; Chordata; Mammalia; Pholidota; Manidae
Gene: MRC1
Product: mannose receptor C-type 1
Exons: 30
Coding region: 2771-7138 (1455 amino acids)
Molecular function (GO): signaling receptor activity
Source: RefSeq, a predicted model, not a curated record